Messenger RNA from Penicillium robsamsonii, 1770 nucleotides. Its product is annotated as HET domain-containing protein. Lineage: Eukaryota; Fungi; Ascomycota; Eurotiomycetes; Eurotiales; Aspergillaceae. The transcript has a single exon. The coding region runs from base 1 to 1770 and encodes 589 amino acids. The record is from RefSeq and is a predicted model, not a curated record.
AUGUCACGAGUUUGUCCUCUCUGCCGCUUUCUCGCCACCGUUACGAGGGGCGAACAAACCGGUAUUAUGAUUGAACCAUGGGAUGGUUAUCAGGCAUAUUUAAGUGUACUCGACAAGCCGCAAUCAUGUUCAGCGUUUGGGCUUCGUUAUUCCAUACAUACCAGCAGCGAUGAUGUUUAUCUCGGGAGCAAUGAUGAUUAUAUCAACUUCAAGUACAUCCAAGACUGGCUCCAAGAAUGCCAAAGUCACUCUCACUCAACAAGCCAUGAUUCAGAAGUCGAAACACUUAACGAAUCCCUCCCUAGUGAGGUCCCAUUUUACCUGAUUGAUAUUCGGACACUAUCGAUCAUAGAGGGAUCCUUGGGCCAUAAAUAUGCAGCGUUAAGUUAUGUCUGGGGCAAGAUUUCUUUCAGCAUGCUGAAGCUUGAAGUGUUCAAUCUCCAGGAGAUGAAAUUACCGGGCAGUUUAGAUCAGAGAUGGUCCAACAUCCCGCACACAGUUCGUGACGCGAUUGUCUUGUGCAAAAAGAUCAACAUGCCAUUCCUUUGGGUCGAUUCGCUAUGUAUUGUCCAGGAUAGUACACACAAAUCACAGCUGAUAUCGAACAUGCACCUGGUUUACAUGAAUGCCACCUUUACCAUUGCCGCUGCAACUGGCAAUGAUGCAAACGCGAGGCUGCCCGGUGUUGAAAUACCUGUGAAAUACGGGCCUAUCCACCCCAUAUGUGCCACAUCCUCAAACUCCUUGUUUGCCUAUCAGCGGCACAAGUCAUGUUUGGAGACAUUAUUGCAAAGUUACUGGUUUUCAAGGGGCUGGACGUUUCAAGAACAUUUUCUCUCUCAAAGACUCCUUUGCUUUACAAAACAUGACCUGAUUUUUCUUUGCCCGGAGAGUACAUUCUGCCAGGAUUACCUCACUGGGAGGAUUUUAAAAGAAGAGUCUGAUCCAUGGCAGGACGGCGAGCCUGUAUACGAACUGCUACUUUCAGCUAGCAGUGGAGGAUUACACUCUCCCGAAGCCCUAUACGACCAUAUAUUACCCUGCUAUAUUGCUCGCUCGUUGACAUACGAUACGGAUGCACUGAGUGCGUUCUCUGGAACACUAGCACGCUUUGAACCAUACCUGGGCGAACACUGGAACGGGCUUCAUCGGUGUGGCUUCACCCUUUGGCUGACAUGGAUAGCCUUGUACGACAAUACCUUAACCCGACGCGAGGGCUUCCCAAGCUGGUCAUGGGUGGGGUGGAAAUGGAGUAAACCCAACUCCCAGAUCUUAGCUUGCACAUACAUCCCUACCAAGGAGUGGCAGUCAGUGUAUUGUUACCGGAUUAAAGAUGGGAUUCUGCAGGAGUUCGGAGCCAGCCUUCCACUUGGCCACUCCCUUGGCCGUGUUUCCAACACCGAGGAUCUCCAGAUUGAGAGACCUACCCAGAGAGAACUUGAUGGCUUUCCUCGUUCCUGUAUAACUAUUGGUGAAGAAAGUCAGUACUUGGUGUUUUGGACAGCUGCGAUAUCGAUGGAUAAGUGCAGGGAAUCUAUGGAUUUUGAUGAUAUCAAAGCCAGUUUCGAGAAUCACAUGGGCAAUGGAUCUUUAGUAUUCACGAACAAGUUUUCACUCGUUCUUAUUACAGCAAAAACAGAGGCAGAGCUUGCCAUUGUCAUGCCAGUUCAUUGGGUUGACGGGGUCGGUUAUCGUCGAGCUUUAAGCGAUGUCGCACUUUCUACAUGGGAGGAUUUGGAACCCGAGCGGAAAUUAGUGGUUCUACGGUGA